AUGAAGCUCGCCAGCCAUCUCUCCGAAUUCGCUAUUCUCAGCUCCUUUAUAACUUCGACUGUCACCGCCCGGACGCUUGGUGCUCGCGACGAUGCCUCGAACGCAAACAAGACCGCCAUCAACUGGGGGCCUUGCGAUGGUAUCAACUCGAGCGCCCCGAUCCAAUGCGCCAGCAUCCCUCUCCCGAUAGACUAUUCGAACAGCUCGUGCGGCAAGACCUUUGAGCAGCCUCUGCUCAGGGUGCCAGCCAGCAAUGGUAAAUCCAAGGGGAGCAUUCUGCUCAACUUUGGCGGUCCUGGCGCGGAAGCCAUGGAGUCGCUGGCAAAAAUUGCGCCGACGCUGCAGAUCAUGAGUGGCGGGUACAAUGACCUUAUUGCAUUUGAUCCUCGCGGCACCGGGAAAAGCCUCAACUUCACGUGCUUCGUCAGCGCAGCCGACAAGGCCACUGUGCUGAUGAGAACCCCGCCGAUCGGAGGCAACUCCUCGGACGUGGCGGACGGCUUCCUCUGGGCCCUCACGGGCAUGUGGGCGGAGAACUGCUACGACAGCGGCAAGGACACGGGCAGGUUCCUCGGCACGGCGUACGUGGUCCGCGACAUGAUGAACAUUGUCGACGCGCUCCAGGAGGACGGGCUGCUGCGGUUCUGGGGCUUCUCGUACGGCACCACGCUCGGCGCCACCGCGGCGGCCAUGUUCCCCGACAAGAUCGACAGGAUGGUGCUCGACGGCGUGCUCAACCCGCACGAGUACUUUAACGGAUUCGAAGAGGAGCAGUUCGCCGCCACAGACGCGACCUGGACCGCCAUGUUCAAAGCCUGCGUCGCCGCGGGACCAGAGAAGUGCGCCCUCGCCCGCCGCAACGCCACCGCCUCGGAGCUCGAGGAGGCGACCUACACCCUGAUCGAGACCCUCAAGCGGGAUCCCAUCUACUACAAGACCUCCAUCGUCGACUACAACUUCAUCAAGAACGUCAUCGUCGAGUUCCUCUACACCCCAUCCGGCUGGCCGCUGCUCGUCGCCGCCCUCGACACCCUCCUCCCCGGCAGCGGCGGCCUCGACCCAAAGAUCAUGGACGCGGUGAUCGGCGCGAUGGCGUCGGCGGCGCCCUCGUCCGAGGCCCUGCUCGACGGCAACUUCGGCAUCAAGUGCGGCGACAAGCACAACCGCUUCGCGGCGCUCGCCGGCGCGCGGCCCGUGCUCGCGGAUCUGCGCACCCGGAGCCGCCUACUGGGCGACGUGCUCGACAUGGUCACGCUGCAGUGCGCCCGCUGGCGCAUGGACGCGGCGGAGCGGUACGAGGGCGACUUCGUGGCCAAGACGCGCGAGCCGGUGCUCAUCGUGGGCAACUCGUUCGACCCGCUCACGCCGCUCGUCUCGGCCAAGAACGUGAGCGCAGGCCUGGAAGGGAGCGUGGUGCUCGAGCACAAAGGAUUCGGGCAUGCUUCGCUUGCCAUGUUCUCGAGCUGCACAGCGGCCACGACGGCGGCCUACUUUGUCAACGGCACGAUGCCCAAGGUGGGCGCGACCUGCGAGGUCGACACGCCGCUGUUUGACCCGCCUCCUACUGGGGCAACGCGACGGAGCGAGAUCGAUGCCCAGUCCAUCUUUGCUAGGAACGUCAGGCCCCUGCGCCAGUUCUGA
Molecule: messenger RNA, 1641 nt
Organism: Thyridium curvatum
Lineage: Eukaryota; Fungi; Ascomycota; Sordariomycetes; Thyridiales; Thyridiaceae
Exons: 5
Coding region: 1-1641 (546 amino acids)
Source: RefSeq, a predicted model, not a curated record